AUGAGGAAAAAGGUCGAUGCACGUAUCCGCACGCUUAUUGAAAAUUGCGCCAAGACGCGCCAGCGCGCUCUGCUGGUGCUGGUGGGCGACAAGGGCCGCGACCAGGUGGUCAACCUUCACUACAUGCUGUCCAAAGCCAGCGUCAAGGCGCGUCCCUCCGUCCUAUGGUGCUACAAAAAGGACCUGCAGCUCAGCAGCCACCGCAAGAAGCGCAUGCGGCAGAUCAGGAAGAUGGCCCAGCGGGGCUUGUUGGACCCGGAGAAGGAGGACCCCUUCGCGCUGUUCGUGGCCUCCACCAACAUCCGCUACUGCUACUACCAUGAGACGCAAAACAUCUUGGGUAACACGUACGGCAUGGCUGUACUGCAGGACUUCGAGGCCGUUACCCCCAACCUGCUCGCGCGCUCCCUGGAGACUGUGGAGGGCGGUGGGCUGGUGGUCAUGUUGCUGUCCAACCUCACCUCCCUAACACAGCUGUACGGCAUGACCAUGGACGUGCACUCCAGGUUCCGUACGGAGUCGCAUCAGGACGUCGUGGGUCGCUUCAACGAGCGCCUUGUUCUGUCCCUGGCCUCCUGCCCGCACUGCCUGCUGCUGGAUGACGAGCUCAACGUGCUGCCCACCUCCUCCCUCAUCCGCUUCAUCGAGCCGCUGGCCACCCUCCCGGACGGCACCCCCCUGGAGGACCCGGGCAGGGCGGCCAGGGAGGAGCUCAGGGAGCUCACCAACAGCCUGGCGGACACGCAGCCCGCCGGCAGCCUGGUAGGUCGCUGUCGUACUCUGGACCAGGCCCGCGCGGUGGUCACAUUCCUGGAUGCGGCCAGCGAGAAGACGUUGCGAAGUACUGUGGCACUGACCGCAUCGCGCGGGAGAGGAAAGUCGGCGGCGCUGGGCCUCGCCAUCGCGGGAGCUCUGGCUCUGGGCUACUCCAAUAUCUUCGUGACGGCGCCCUCCCCGGAGAACCUGAGGACGCUGUUCGAGUUCGUGUUCAAGCACCCCUAUAGCACCCGCAAGUACCAGGGCCUUGACUCCCUGGAGUACAAGGAGCACAUCGACUACGACCUGGUGGAGUCCACCAACCCGUCCUUCGGGAAGGCCAUUGUGCGGGUCAACGUGUUUAGGAGCCACCGCCAGACGGUGCAGUACAUCCAGCCCCAGCACCACGCCAAGCUGGCGCAGGCGGAGCUGCUGGUCAUUGACGAGGCGGCGGCCAUUCCGUUGCCAGUUGUACGGCAGCUGUUGGGGCCGUACCUGGUGUUCCUGUGCUCAACGGUCAACGGUUACGAAGGCACGGGUCGCAGUCUAUCUCUGAAGCUCAUUCAGCAGCUCAGAGAGCAGGGGGCGAAAAUAGGGGGCCCGGCGCCGGGUUCGGCAGCCGCCGGAGGCGGCAGUGGCGGCGGCGGCCAGGAGGGCGGCAGUGGCGGCGGCGGCGGCGGCGGUCGCGUCUUCCGCGAGGUCCAGCUCGAGGAGCCCAUUCGCUACGCCCCGGGCGACCCCAUCGAGUCGUGGCUGCACGAGCUGUUGUGUUUGGAUGCGGGUCAACACAUGCCCAAGCCGCCGCCCAAGCUGCCGCACCCCUCGGACUGCGAGCUCUUCCUGGUGGAGCGGGACACGUUGUUCUCGUAUCACAAGGCCAGCGAGAAGUUCCUGCAGCAGAUGGUGGCGCUGUUCGUGGCCUCGCACUACAAGAACACGCCCAACGAUCUGCUGUUGAUGAGCGACGCCCCCGCGCACCAGCUCUUUGUGCUGCUGGCGCCGGUGGACCAGACCAGCAACACCAUGCCGCACAUCCUGGCGGCCGCGCAGGUGGCGCUGGAGGGCUCCAUAUCGAAGCGCUCGGCGGUCAACUCCCUGGCUAAGGGUGAACUGCCCCAGGGCGACCUCAUUCCCUGGACCGUUAGCCAGCAGUUCCAGGACCCGGACUUCCCGGCACUCAGCGGGGGGAGGGUGGUACGGAUUGCCGUACAUCCGGAGCUAGGGCGGGCAGGGUAUGGGUCAAGGGUCUUGGAGCUGCUACGGCGAUACUACCAGGGCGAGCUGACGAGCUUGGACGAGCAGGACGACGGUGUGUCGUACGGUCUGACUCAGCAGCUGUACAGCUUCUGGCGCAAGGCGGGUUACGAGCCGCUGUAUCUGCGGCAGAGCCCGUCGGACACGACCGGCGAGCACACGUGUGUGAUGGUGCGGCCCCUGGAGCAUCCUGAUGUGCAGGGCGGGGGCGCCUGGCUGGGGCCCUUCGUGCAGGACUUCAAGAGCAGGUUCAUGAGCCUGCUGGGGAGCGCAUUCAGGGAGAUGCCACCCGCACUGGCUCUGAGCAUUCUGGAUCCCCGGCUGACGUGGAGCGAGGCCGAGGGGCAGCCGGUGGUCCAGGAAGGGGUGGUGGUGAUGCGGGGGGACGGCACCCCGCUGGAUGUGUACGACCUGAAGAGGUUGCAGCGCCGACUGGCCUACUGCUCCAGCCUAGUGGACUACCACUUGGUGCUGGACCUGCUGCCCCCGCUGGCCAGGGCAUACCUGCGGGGCCGACUGCCCGUCAGUCUGUCGUACGGUCAGGCGGCCAUCCUGGUCGUACUGGGGUUGCAGCAGCGGGAGCUGGGGGCGCUGGAGGACGGUCUGGGGCUGCCGGCCAACCAGCUGCUGGCGCUGUUCAACAAGGCCAUGAGGAAGAUGUACGGCUGCCUGCGUGCGGCCAAGGAGGCCGCCGUGGCACGUACCCUGCCUGCCGUACGGCAAGCUCCGGAGCUGGCACCUCACGAGGUGUCGUUGGACGACGAUCUGGACGAGGCGGCGGCGGCGGAGCGCGCCAAGCUCCGCGAGCGUUACCUGCGGCCCGAGGACCUGACCCAGUUCGCCAUUCGGGGCGGGGAGGAGGAUAUUGCGGCGGCGUUGGGCGGCAAGGCGCCGGCGGCUGGCGGGCUGGUAUCAGUGAAAGGGGGAGCCGGGGAAGGCGGCGGCAGUGGCAGUGGCAAGGCCGGGGGAGAUGUUAUGCUGUACAAGAAGAAGGGCGGGGGUGGCAAGGGCGGAGAUAAGAAGGGUGCGGAGAAGGGGCCACGGAUUGGCGGCGGCAAGGGCGGGUUGAAGAAGAACAAGUACGGGGCAGCUCCGAGCCUUGGGGGCGGUGACGGCGAGGCGGGGCGGUCCGACUGCGGGGGGGACAGGGGGUGGAACACCGGGAACCAGGACUUGAACUACGCGCCGUGCGUCACGGUCCAGAGCCAUUGUUGGAGACUCCAAAAGAUAUGUAGACUGGCUGAGGAGACACCUGCCUUUUUCGUUUGGCCUACGGAUACAAACUUCGGCACGUUCAUGCACACACACAGACACGUAUGCUGUUCCCAGUCCAUUGGGUGUAUGCUGUUCGGGGAAAGCACCAGCUACUCCGCGGCGGAGCGGCUGCUGGGGAUGUGCAUGGACGCAGGGGUUAACUUCUUCGACACGCCUGCGGAGAUGUACCCCGUGCCGCAGAGGGCGGACACCCAGGGGACGUCGGAGGAGUACCUGGGCAGGUGGCUUCGGAGCAGCGGGGUGAGGAGGGAGGAGGUGUUGGUCGCCAGCAAGGUGGCUGGUCCUAGCGGCCAGAUGACCUGGAUACGAGGGGGCCCGCACCGAGUGGAUGCGGACAACAUACGCAGGGUGAGUCCGAAGGAGGCUCUGGACGGAACCUUGAGGCGGCUGGGAGUGGACUACGUGGACCUGUACCAGAUCCACUGGCCGGACAGGUAUGUCCCUAUGUUCGGUGACAGUGAGUACGAGCCAUCGUACGCUUUCGACGGCGCCGUACCGCUGGAGGAGCAGCUAGGAGCACUGGGACGUGCUGUACGGGAGGGCAAGGUGCGGUACGUGGGGCUCAGCAACGAAACCCCGUGGGGACUGUGCAAGGCCCUGUCGGCAGCCUCCCUGGACUCCUCCCUGCCCCGGGUAGUAUCGCUCCAAAACGCCUACAGCUUAACCUGUCGCACAUUCGACAGCGGCGGCCUGGCGGAGAUCUGCCACCUGGAGGAUGUGGGGCUUAUGUCGUACAGCCCGUUGGCGAUGGGUCUCCUCACGGGCAAGUACCUAGCCCCGGACGGGGGGCCCCCCACUGCGCGUCUCAACCGCUACCGCGGCCGCUACGCAGAGGCGGAGAGCCGCUAUGGCCCCAAACCCAACGUCCUGCAGUCCGUAACCGCCUACUGCCGCCUAGCCGCGGACGCGAGUCUCACACCCACACAGCUGGCCCUGCGGUUCGUGCUAUCCAGGCCCAUGGUGGCGUGCGCCGUGGUGGGGGCCACGAGCGAGGAGCAGCUUGCGGAGCUGCUGGCGGCGGCAGUGCCGGCACCGCCGCCGGCAGCGGGGGGAAGCUCGGGGUUGGGUUCUGGGUGGGGCGAGUGUCGGAGUGGGAGCGAGUGGUUACCUGAGGAGGUGUUGCGGGAGAUAGAUCGGAUACAUGCGCGGUUCCCUAACCCCACGCCGUGA
Volvox carteri f. nagariensis is the source of this 4455-nucleotide messenger RNA. RefSeq lists its product as uncharacterized. Gene Ontology annotation, molecular function: tRNA binding; ATP binding; oxidoreductase activity. The record is from RefSeq and is a predicted model, not a curated record. The coding region runs from base 1 to 4455 and encodes 1484 amino acids. Gene Ontology annotation, cellular component: 90S preribosome; nucleolus. The transcript has 29 exons. Lineage: Eukaryota; Viridiplantae; Chlorophyta; Chlorophyceae; Chlamydomonadales; Volvocaceae. Gene Ontology annotation, biological process: rRNA acetylation involved in maturation of SSU-rRNA.